UCGCACAACCGCACAAAAUGUCUUCUAACUACAGCCUCGUUUAACGGAUAGCAACAACAACCGGCAAUCAUUAUCGAACCAUGUGCAAACGGGCCGUUAUCACCGUCGACUUUUCGGUACAAUCCGUUAUCAAAUCCGUUCUAACGACGAGUCCGUUAUCGAUUUUUUUUUCUCGAACCAUAUUGCACCAUAUUGUUAACGUCUUAGCUACUGAAACAAAGUAAUACAUGGUCGUUAUCGUCUCUUAACAUCAUCACAAUCGCAAACGACGUGGAUUUUAGCGGAUCGGUUUGCAUAUAAAUUGAGCACCAACGGACCGUUUUAUGAAGUCAAACCAACUCGCUCGAACCUGACAAACGGCGUAGACUAAUUCUUAUCAAAAUGGUAAGACUCCUACCAAUCGUUUUGGCUGUGCUCUGCGCCGGGUUCACCACCAGCGCGGCCACCUUGCGCGAAGAGUUCGAUCAGCUACUCCCGUACCUCAACAUGGAGCAGGUGCGUGCCAUCUACAACCACUACAUCCAGACGGACGCUCAAGUUGCCGAAAUCUAUUCCUACCUGCAAACCGAGGAUGUCGAUCGUGCCUGGGUAGUGCUCAUCAGCCAGCCGGAACUGCGUACCAUCACCGACUGGACGGAGGUGCGUGGGGUUAGCAUUCGCGACUACCUGAACGGCAUUGCGGCCAUGCUUGGCCUGACGCCACUGGCCGCCACUCGCACCGUCGGCCAGAGUGCCCGGUCCUGGUCCGCCAUGAUGGAGGAGAUUCGCGCCGUCAGCGAUAUUGAUGGAGCUUACCAGCUCGCCCAACAGUUCAUUGCUACGCCCGGCAGCGAGUUCGCCGAGCUGCACCACAUGGUCGGCGAGCUGCACGACGUCUUCCACGAGGUGGCGGAGCAUCCGGACGUGCUGCGCGUUUCGAGCCAGUUGCGUGCAUUCGGUGUCGAUGUCGACCGAAUUCUGGAGGUGAUCUACAUGUUCUUCGGCUGGCACGAUCACUAGAUGUCGGGGUGGUAGAGAGGGAAAGCUCUAAGAAUAGCUUUUCUCCACUCCUUUGCAGUCCAUACCGAACAAGAUCGAGCGAUGCACAAUAAACACACAUAACGUUUUGUAUGUAGUAGCAUAACACAAACUGACUACUUUUUCCCCACGCUAUAUAUCGUUCCGAUCACGCUUGGGGGCGUGCUGGCAGUCUACCUCGCUUGACACGCUACAAACGUCAGCGCG
Anopheles gambiae (African malaria mosquito) is the source of this 1224-nucleotide messenger RNA. Its product is annotated as protein G12-like. The record is from RefSeq and is a predicted model, not a curated record. Bases 382 to 999 code for a protein of 205 amino acids. The transcript has a single exon. NCBI's taxonomy places the organism in Eukaryota, Metazoa, Arthropoda, Insecta, Diptera, Culicidae.